Molecule: messenger RNA, 2148 nt
Organism: Chlamydomonas reinhardtii
Lineage: Eukaryota; Viridiplantae; Chlorophyta; Chlorophyceae; Chlamydomonadales; Chlamydomonadaceae
Exons: 12
Coding region: 273-1886 (537 amino acids)
Molecular function (GO): hydrolase activity
Source: RefSeq, a predicted model, not a curated record
GCCGAAGCCGUAUGAACCUUGGGUCGUGAGGCUGGUUAGAGGCAAACCGUAACGCUUCCGGAGCUUCGUGCGGGCGCGUUAUCAAGCUCGACACUCCCUGUUACAUCUGAUACUGCAAUGGGUUACGAUACCUCUCGAGAGCCCGUCAGUUCCGACGCGUCAUCCUCGAAACCGAUUGUGAACAAACGUAAUAUCUCAGUCCAACAUCGAAAAAAGGCUAUGAUCAAGUAGCCUUCUUCCGUAUAUGGAGCACAGAAGCUAGAACUCUACAAAUGAGCGCUCGUGGGCUUGGAACCGUCGCGUUUGUCGCUUUGUUUGCGGUUGGCUUGCAAGUCGGCAUUCUGGUCAAGCACUCAUUGCAAGUCAAGGCGCCCGAGGCACCGGAGCCUGUCACAUGUCCCAACUUCGACCACGGCGCCGCACUGGACCGCUUCCGUCGCCUCCUGACCUUCCCCACCGUCAGCAGCAAGGAGGCGCCUGACCAUGCAACUGACCACGAGGCGCUGCGCGGCAUGCUGGAGCACCUGGAGCAGUCCUACCCGGCCGUGUGGCAGACCAUGACCGUGGAGGAGGUGGGCGCGGGCGGCUACAGCCGUCUGCUGACGUGGCGCGGCUCCGACCCCUCCCUGGACCCGGUGCUGUUCAUCUCCCACUACGACGUCGUGCCUGUGACGCCCGGCACUGAAGGGGAGUGGAAGCAUGGGCCCUUCUCAGGCGACCUGGCGGACGGGUACGUGUGGGGCCGCGGCACCAUCGACAUCAAGUUCAGUGUGGCCGCGCUGCUGGAGGCCGCCUCUGUGCUGCUGGCGGGCGGGUACACACAGCCCACCCGCACCCUCAUGUUCGCGUUCGGGCACGACGAGGAGGUGGGCGGUGGCCUGGGCGCCAAUGUCACUGCGCGGCUGCUGGCGUCUCGCGGCGUGCGGCUGGCGGCGGUGCUGGACGAGGGCGGCGCCGUGCUGGCUGACGGCAUGCGGCCCUUCGUGACGGACAUGCCCGUGGCGCUGGUGGGCAUGGCGGAGAAGGGCUACUCGGUGGUUCGUGUGGUACUGCGCUCGCCGGGCGGGCACGCGUCUAUGCCGCCCAUUGACGGCUCAGACAUAGGCACCCAGGUGUGGCGGCUGUACAGCGCGCUGCUGCUGCAGCAGACGCCCACACAGCUGGCGGCGCCCGUGACCGACAUGCUGCGGGCGCUGUCGCCGUACGCGCCGCCGCUGAUGCGGCCGCUGCUGGCAAACGCGGACGCGCGCCAGUCCUGGCUGGUCAACCGACUGCUGGGCUUUGCCUUCCGGCGGCUGCUGAGCCGCGACACGGCCGCCAUGGUGACCGACACCAUCGCCACCACGCGGCUGAUCGCGGGCGUGGCAGACAACGUGCUGCCGCAGGAGGGUGUGGUGUCGUUCAACGUGCGCGUGCUGCCCGGCCACACGCCGGGGCAGGUGGUGGAGCACAUGCAGCGGGCGCUGCGGCUGGCGCGGCUGAGCGGCGCGGAGGUCAAACUGGUGGAGGCGACCGCCUGGGCGGGCUCUGACGUGACCAGCGCCAGCGGCCGGCCCUUCCAGCUGCUGCGCCAAGCCAUCCAGGAGGUGUGGCCGCGACCCGCGGGACAGCCCGACACCGCCAUCCCCGUCAUCCCCUACAUGGUGGGCGGCGGCACCGACUCCAAGCACUACGCGCCGCUGUCGGAUGGUGGGAUCCUGAGGUUCAUUCCCUUCGGGCUCAACAAGACGGCGGGGGAUCUGGGGCUGAUUCAUGGGACGAAUGAGCGCAUCCCGGCGGAUGACUUCCGGAAGGCGGUGUGUGUGUAUGCGCGUGUGCUGGAGCUGAUGGGGUCGGACUGGAGCGAGGCGGGCGGGAAGGAGAAGCCGGCCGCUGCGGUGGCGUAAGCGGGCAAGUUUUGACGUUGCAGUAUUACAUCGGGAAGUUGGAAAGCUGAAGGGAUUCAGGAUGCUGGUGCAUUACGCCAUUACCGCAUGUUGGGGAGGCAUGAGUGAGGCGGUCUUAAGUUACCAGCACCCCUCAAGCGGUUGGCGCAGGCACAUCACUCAAGUCGCAGGUUAGUAGGAGUGCAUUCCUGGGGCAUGUCAUGGUAUGACUCCGAGUAUCUGGUGUACAAAAGUUGUGGUGCCCAUGUAAUCGGUGCAAUGC